Messenger RNA from Malaya genurostris, 1599 nucleotides. RefSeq names its product double-stranded RNA-binding protein Staufen homolog (gene r2d2). The record is from RefSeq and is a predicted model, not a curated record. The coding region runs from base 323 to 1279 and encodes 318 amino acids. Lineage: Eukaryota; Metazoa; Arthropoda; Insecta; Diptera; Culicidae. The transcript has 2 exons.
GACAUUGUUUGUUGUGCAGACUUUUGCAGACUUUUGAAAUUCUCGCAGAUUUUUACAGACUUUUGAAAUUCUCGCUGACUUUCAUCUAUAUUUACAGAAAAAUUUGAAAUUUCCGCGACCUUUUUUUUUUUUUUUGCUCGCCAAGUCAGUUUUGCAUGUCAUACUUUAUAGAGAAAUUGCUGCCAGCAAGCCAUACUUGCUGACUGCAGAUUUUUUUUCAGAUUUACAGACCCUGUCUGCAGACAUUUGAAAUUUUUACCUGGCAUCUCUGCUUCCAGUUACAAAUAUCGUGAAUUAAACAAUUAAAAUUUAAAGUAACCGCAUGGCAUCCAAAACGUUGCUAGCGAAAACCCCGGUGACUGAAUUGCAGGAACUGUGCGUCUCUCGUAAGGCUGCUCAUCCGAUUUAUGAAUAUACCGGCGAGGAUUUGGACAAUUCACUUCAAAACACGAGAAUUUUUACUACCAAGGUAACUGCUCUUGGUCUCUGGUGUGUAGGAUAUGGGCGUUCGAAGAAGGAUUCCAAACAUGACGCCGCAUUGAGAUUACUGAAAGAACUAUCCAAGCAAGGUGGCACGGAUAUGGAAGUGGACGACGAUGACCAACAUUAUUUGUCGAUUCUCUCGUCGGACAAGGUCACCGAAGUUCGUGACAUUUGCAUUCAAAGAAACUUCCCGGUACCGGAAUUCGAAUGUGUGCGUAGUUCCGGACCUUCGCAUGCUCCGGAAUUCGAAUUUGAAUGUCGCGUUGGACAAAUUGUGCGGAGAGGGAUUCACAAGACGAAAAAAGGAGCCAAACAAGCGGCGUGUAAUGAAAUGAUAAAAACUUUGCAGGCGAUGCCAGUGGAUGAACACGAAAUGCAGAUUCAAUCGUUGGACAAACAAUUAGAGCAAUCGUUGGUAGAAGAUGAUCACAUAAUUCGCACAUAUCGAGAAUAUAAGAAAUCGGACAUCAAGAAAAAACUUGGUGUGAAACUCAGCGAUCGUCAUCGCUAUUUCGAGGAACUGGAUUCGCAGAAGAUUGAUGCCGCCCGACGUAUUGCGACCGAUGAGCUUAUGUCACAACGGGACAAAAGCACCUUGAUCCCGAAAGCUCUGGGAUUUAAAUUUGAACUGAAAAUGGACGAUAGCACCCUGCAAACCGAGCACGGUCAAAGGCUAUACUCGUUUGAAUUACUUAACACUGAAUACGAUUGCUACAUUAUAGGACGGGACUGUGAAAUAUUCGACACUAUUUACAGCUACUUUAAGAACAUGCUGAAUUUUGAUUAUAUUUCAUGAGUGGGUUAUGUCAGCUUUUGAACUCUACUAUAUUUAAAAGAGAAACAUUGAAUUAUAAAGUCCAGUUAAUGACUUAGCUUGUAUAACAAACAGUACGUAUUAAAAAUACGACCAUAUCGUAUUUAAAUUAUGAAGUCAUUUCUCUUUUCCUCCCAUUAUAAUGAUUGUUAUGUAAUAUUAAUUAAUUUACUAUCUGCAACAAAUGCAGCAAUUCCACGAUGUAAAUACAUCCUUGUGUUGAGGAUAAAAUUUUUGUAAAUUAGAUAAGAUACCAUUGAAAUAAAAUACAGGGGAAACUGCAUCAUUACUCUUAUUCUGAA